CAGCUCUCCCACCCGUGCACACAGGAGUCAGUCUCCUGCGCCUCUUUCUGUCAUUUCCGAGGCCUACUCUCGCUCCUGCUCCCCGCCCAGGCGACUCUAACCCUGGCCCUCAUCCAGGAUCCCUGCCUAGCCGGUCUGGGGCAGCUUCAGCUAAGUGAUAGCUUGAUUUGGAAGGCCGGGUUCCCGAGACGCGGCGGCGGACCCUCCGAGCAUCCUCGCGGCAGGCCCGACGUCCACCCGGCGCUCCCCGCAUUGCGCCCCUGGACCUCGCUGGGCACGCAUGCGCACGCCCGCGACCGGGGAGUAACGGUCUGCAGCUCCCCCCACCGGAAGUGGGCGGCGGAGCACCGGGAGGAGCCGACCGUGGUGUGGCGUGGCGUGGCGUCUCGUCUCGCGCUUCCCUCGGCGUGGCGUGCCAUGGCGCAGGCCAGAGCCGCGAAGGGGCUGCGGCUGCGGCUGCGGCUGCUCCUGCGCUCCGUCGCGCUGUGGCUCGCCCUGCUCGGCGCCCGCACGGCGACUGCGUCCAAGGCGGUGACCGCCCACUUGGCUGCCAAGUGGCCCGAGACCCCGCUGCUGCUGGAGGCCAGUGAAUUUAUGGCAGAAGAAAGUAAUGAAAAGUUUUGGCAGUUUGUGGAAACAGUAAGAGAGUUAGCAGUUUAUAAGCAGACAGAAUCAGAUUAUUCUUACUACAACCUAAUCCUGAAGAAAGCUGGGCAGUUCUUAGACAACAUCCUCAUUAAUCUCCUAAAGUUUGCUUUCUCAAUAAGAGCAUACUCUCCAACUGUUCAGAUGUUCCAACAGGUUGCUGCUGCUGAGCCUCCACCAGAUGGAUGUGCUGCGUUUGUGGUCAUACACGCAAAGCAUACCUGUAAAAUUAAUGAAAUUAAAAAGCUGCUGAAUACGGCUGCUUCAAGGCCCAGGCCUUACCUGUUUGAAAGAGAUCAUAAGUUUCCCACAAACAGUGAGAACUUACCAGUGAUUAUUCUCUAUGCAGAAAUUGGUACAAGAGCAUUUGCUGAAUUUCAUAGAGUAUUGUCUAAGAAAUCAAAAAAUGGUAAAAUCCUGUAUGUUCUCCGCCACUAUAUUAAGAAACCAAGCUCAAGAAAAAUGUACUUAUCUGGCUAUGGUGUGGAGCUAGCAAUUAAAGAUACAGAAUACAAAGCAUUGGAUGAUAUCCAAAUUAAAACUAUGACCGAUACUGCUGUAGAAAAUGAGGCUGAAGCAGAUGAAGUUCAAGGAUUUCUUUUUGGGAAACUGAAAGAAAUAUAUUCAGAUCUUAAGGAUAAUCUGACAAUAUUCCAAAGGUACCUGAUUGAGAGCAGCAAAGAAAUGACUCCUCUGAAGGUCUGGGAGUUACAAGAUCUUAGUUUUCAAGCAGCCUCUCAAAUAAUUUCCACUCCUGUUUAUGAUGCCAUAAAGUUAAUGAAAGACAUCUCACAGAACUUUCCUGUAAAAGCCAGGUCUCUCACCAGGAUUGCUGUGAACGAGCUAAUGAGAAAAGAAAUACAGGAAAAUCAGAAGGACCUACAAGACAGAUUGGAAAUGAAGCCAGGUGAUGCUCGUCUGUUUAUAAAUGGCCUCCGUGUUGAUGUGGACGUCUAUGAUCCUUUUAGUAUUUUAGAUAUGCUUAAAUCAGAAGGAAAGCUGCUGAGUGGCCUUAAAAGUCUUGGGCUCAGUGAAGAAGAGAUGAGCAGAUUUUUAAAAUUAAAUUCACCUGCGUGGGACCAUGACUUUGUUUUAGAUAUUCGGCAUCCUUCAAUAGCGUGGGUUAAUGACUUAGAAAAUGAUAGUUUGUAUCUUGAUUGGCCUUCAAGUUGCUGGCAGUUUCUAAAGCCAGUAUUACAUGGAACAGUCCCUUCUGUAAGGCGUAAUUUUCAUAAUUUGGUUCUGUUUAUUGAUCCUGCUCAAGAAUAUACCUUGGACUUUAUAAAUUUGGCAGAAUAUUUUUAUUUUAAUGAAAUUCCUCUUCGAAUUGGUUUUGUGUUCAUUCUUAACGUGGAUAAUGAAAUUGAUGGAACAACGGAUGCUGGAGUUGCUCUUUGGCGAGCUUUCAAUUAUAUUGAAGAAAAGUAUGAUGUGUCAGAAGCGUUUAUUUCUAUGACACAUAUGUACCAAAGAAUGAAGCAUCGCAUACUCACUGUGGACGAUGUGAAAAGCAUUCUUCAAACUAAAUUUCCUCAGGCUGACAUUUUGGAUAUCUUGGGGACCCAUUCCAACUAUGAUAGAAGAAGAAUGGGCGGAGCAAGCUUUUAUAAGAUGACUGGCCUAGGUCCUUUGCCUCAAGCUCUUUAUAAUGGUAAACCCUUUGGCCUCAAAGAGCUCAACACUGAGGAGCUAAAAGAAGCUGUUCUGCAAAAAAUGAUGGACACGUUUGUGUAUCUACAAAGAGAUGUUUUUAUGGGCACGAUAAGGGAUGAAACCAGUGCCAUUGACUACCUGAUGGAUAAGAGUAAUGUUGUAUCUCGCAUAAAUUCUUUGAUUUUGCACACCAAACCACGGUACCUUAACUUACUGUCUUCAUCAGUAACUGCUGAUAUUGAAGAUUUCUCUACUUUCUCUUUCUUGGAUUCACAAGAUAAGAGUGCAGUCAUUGCAAAGCACAUGCAUUACUUAACUCAAGAAGAUGAUGUAAUAUCUUCAGUCACUCUGUGGAUUAUUGCUGAUUUUGAUGUGCCAUCUGGGAGAAAACUGCUUUUGAAUGCAUUAGAGCACAUGGAAACAAGUUUCCAUAGUCGGUUAGGGAUUGUUUACAACCCCACAAAGAAGAUAAAUGAAGAGAACACAGCCAUUUCUAGAGGAAUUUUGGCAGCUUUUCUUACACAUAAAAACAAACUCUUGAGAAGCUUUCUCAGGAAACUGGCAAAAGAAGAAACUGCUGAAGCAAUUUAUUCUGGAGAUAAAAUUAAAACAUUCCUUCCUAAGGAGAUGGAUAAGAAUGGUUUUGAGAAAAAAUAUAAUACCAUUGGAGUAAAUAUUUUCCGAACUCACCAGUUAUUCUGUCAAGAUGUUCUAAAAUUGCGACCUGGCGAGCCUGGGAUAAUCAGCAAUGGGAAAUUCCUAGGACCUUUAAAUGAAGAGUUCUACAAAGAAGAUUUUCACUUGCUUGAAAAGAUAACAUUUAGUAAUUCAGUAGAGAAAAUUGCAGGCAUUGUUAAAAAUAUGGAAAUGAACUCAAAAGACAUGAGUGACCUUGUGAUGAAAAUAGAUGCGCUUAUCUCUUCAUUGUCUGUGCGUGCAUCUCGGUAUGACGUCACAUUACUCAAAGAAAAUCUCAGCCAUUGGACAACCAGUUUCUACAGGCGCUGCAGUACGGUGCUUGGGAAGAUUGUAAACGCCAGGAUCAAGCUGUUCCUGAACUGCAGGGGUAAACUUUCAGAAGCCCCGCUGGACAGCUUUUACCGUUUUGUUAUGGAACCAGAGCUGACAUCAGGGGCUAACGAUAAUCCUUCUCAUGGACCAGUGGCAAAGUUCCUGGACAUCCCAGAAUCACACCUUCUGACUCUCAACAUGAUUACCCCAGAAGGAUGGCUAGUUGAAACAGUACGCAGCAACUGUGACCUUGAUAAUAUUAACUUAAAAAAUAGCAAGAGAAGUGUUACAGCAGAGUAUGAACUAGAGUAUCUGCUAAUUGAAGGACAUUGUUUCGACGUGACCACAGAACAGCCUCCGCGGGGUCUGCAGUUCACACUGGGCACAAGAAGCAGCCCUGUUGUAGUUGACACAAUAGUGAUGGCCAAUCUUGGAUAUUUUCAAUUAAAAGCAAACCCAGGUGCAUGGAUACUAAAAUUACAUGAAGGAAAAUCAGAAGAUAUUUAUGAAAUAAUUGGGCAUGAAGGAGCAGACUCUAAGACCGAUGUAGGCAGUGUCAUUGUUGUGUUAAACACUUUCAAGAGCAAGAAUCUGAAAAUACAGGUAAAGAAAAAAUCAGGUAAAAUUAAAGAAGAUGUUCUUGCUGAUAAACAUGAAAAUAAAGGUGUGUGGGAUUCAAUUAAAAGCUUCACAAAAAGUCUGCAUAAAGAUGACACAAAGGAAACUGACAUCCUAAACAUUUUUUCAGUGGCUUCUGGCCACCUAUAUGAGCGCUUUCUAAGGAUUAUGAUGCUUUCUGUUCUGCGGAACACCAAAACACCAGUGAAGUUCUGGUUUCUGAAGAAUUACCUCUCGCCAACAUUUAAAGAGGUAAUUCCUCACAUGGCUAAGGAAUAUGGAUUCCAGUAUGAGCUUGUCCAGUACAAGUGGCCCCACUGGCUUCAUCAACAGACUGAAAAACAACGAAUCAUUUGGGGUUACAAAAUCCUUUUCCUUGAUGUCCUUUUCCCACUCGCUGUGGACAAAGUCAUAUUUGUUGAUGCUGACCAGAUCGUGAGACAUGACCUAAAAGAACUUCGAGACUUUGAUCUGGGUGGAGCCCCUUAUGGAUAUACUCCAUUUUGUGACAGCCGCACUGAAAUGGAUGGAUAUCGUUUCUGGAAAACAGGAUACUGGGCAUCACACCUUGUAAAAAGGAAAUACCAUAUCAGUGCCUUGUAUGUGGUGGAUCUUAAGAAGUUCAGGAGGAUUUCAGCAGGUGAUAGGCUCCGGGACCAGUACCAAGCUCUUAGCCAAGAUCCAAACAGUCUUUCAAACCUCGAUCAGGAUCUUCCCAACAAUAUGAUUUACCAAGUUGCCAUCAAGUCUCUUCCUCAAGACUGGCUGUGGUGUGAAACCUGGUGUGAUGAUGAAUCUAAACAAAGAGCCAAGACAAUCGAUCUGUGCAAUAAUCCCAAAACAAAAGAACCCAAACUAGAAGCCGCUGUGCGGAUUGUCCCAGAAUGGGUCAAGUAUGAUACAGAGAUCCGGGCACUGCUAGAUCAUCUCGAAAAGACAAAGAAAAGUGGAAUUUCAGUUCAUGAUGAACUCUAGCACGUGUUUCCAGAAGAUGAACUAUGAUGAACGUCUGCCACCUGCUGGAAUUCUGUGGAACUGCUAAGACUAGCAGGCCAUUUCAUUCAAAUUACUGACAUAAGGUUGACUGUUUAUACGCUUUAUUUAAAACAUGUGUAAAGUUUUAAAAUAAACCUAAUUUAUGUGA
Messenger RNA from Mastomys coucha (southern multimammate mouse), 5071 nucleotides. It is a transcript of the gene Uggt2, whose product is annotated as UDP-glucose glycoprotein glucosyltransferase 2. NCBI's taxonomy places the organism in Eukaryota, Metazoa, Chordata, Mammalia, Rodentia, Muridae. Gene Ontology annotation, molecular function: UDP-glucose:glycoprotein glucosyltransferase activity. The record is from RefSeq and is a predicted model, not a curated record. Gene Ontology annotation, cellular component: endoplasmic reticulum. The coding region runs from base 418 to 4902 and encodes 1494 amino acids. The transcript has 39 exons.